UUGGACAGCCGCACUGGACGUCCCUGCAGGUUCUGAAAAUAACAAAGAAAUCCACACAUCCGAUGGCCACCCCCAGUGGAAGAGAAGAUUCCAGCUCCCAGACACCAGGUCAUGGGAAGCAGGGCAGUGGAGACUGCGUGGAGCAGCUGGACCACCCGGAGAAGCUGGAGGUGAAGUUGCCAGACCAGAGUGCCAUGUGGAAGAAAGCACAGGAAUUCUUCCAGACCUGUGACUCCGAGGGCAAGGGCUUCAUUGCCAGGACAGACAUGCAGAGGCUGCAUCAGGAGUUGCCCCUAAGUCUAGAAGAAUUGGAAGAUGUGUUUGACGCCCUGGAUGCUGAUGGCAAUGGCUUUCUGACCCCAGAAGAGUUCACCACUGGAUUUAGUCACUUCUUCUUCAGUCAAAAUAUCCAAGGAGAGGAAGAAGCUGACCAGCAGGUGGCCCAGCUCCCAGAGGAGAAAGUGUAUCAGUCUAGAGGGGAGGAGGAUGUGGGAGACAUGGACCAUGAUGAAGAAGCACAAUUUCAGAUGCUGAUGGACAGACUUGGAGCCCAGAAAGUUCUGGAAGAUGAAAGUGACGUCAGGCAGCUGUGGCUGCAGCUGAGGAAGGAUGAGCCCCACCUGCUGUCCAACUUCGAAGACCUCCUCACCACAAUCUUCGCUCAGCUCCAAGAAGCCCAUGAGCAGAAGAAUGAACUGGAAUGUGCCCUCAGAAAGAAAAUUGCUGCUUACGAUGAAGAAAUCCAGCAUCUCUAUGAGGAGAUGGAGCAGCAGAUCAAAAGUGAACGGGAGCAGUUCCUCCUGAAAGACACAGAGAGAUUCCAGGCUCGCAGCCGGGAGUUGGAAAAGAAGCUGAGCGCCAAGGAGCAGGAGCUGGAACGACUCAAUCAGAAGCAGAAGAAGCUGGAAGGCCAGUGUGCAGCUCUACACAACGACAAGCACGAAACCAAGGCUGAGAACAGCAAACUGAGACUCACUAACCAGGAGCUGGCCCGGGAGUUAGAGCGCACCUCUCACCAACUCCAGGAAGCCCAGCAGCAGCUGGAGAGCCUCCAGAGAGAGGCUUGCGAGCUGCAGCAGGAGAAGGAGAUGGAAGUGUACCGAGUGACUGAAAGCCUGCAGCGGGAGAAGUCUGGCCUCCUGAAGCAGCUGGAUUUCCUAAGGGAAAGGAACAAACAUCUCCGGGAUGAACGGGACAUAACUUUCCAGAAAGAUAAGGCGGCCAAGGCAAACACAGCUGCUUCCAAGGCAAGCAGGAAGCAAAGAUCUGGCUCUGUGAUUGGCAAAUAUGUGGAUGGCAGGGGAAUUCUCAGGAGCCAGUCAGAGGAGGAGGAAGACGUAUUCAGCGCCCCUAGGAGGAGAAGCUCAGUGGGUCUGAGUGCAUAUCUCCAGGCAGAAGAGGAACUGGGAACUGGGGAGCCAGGGUCUGGUGUUCCACGUCGCCAGGCACUCCGAAGGAUCAUCUCCAUUGAGGAAGAUCCCCUGCCUCAGCUCCUGGAAGGAGGCUUUGAGAAGCCACUGAGCAGAUGCCCAGAAGAGGAGGAGGUCUCUGACCAGGGAACAGAAGGACAAAGCGUGGCAGCCCCAGUCUUGGAUCUCAUCCCUACCUCUCCCCGAGGGCAGCCUGUCGGAAAAGAGACACUCUACAAGGAGGAAAGGGCCCCCUCUACCCCUGACCGGCUCUUUAAGAUCGUGUUUGUGGGUGACUCUGCUGUAGGGAAGACAUCCUUCCUGAGAAGACUCUGUGAGGCCCGCUUCUCCCCAGGCAUGGCGGCCACUGUGGGCAUCGACUACCGAGUGAAGACAGUCACUGUGGACAACGCGCAGGUGGCCUUGCAGCUGUGGGAUACUGCUGGGCAGGAGAGAUAUCGCUGUAUCAGUCAGCAGUUCUUCAGAAAGGCCGACGGUGUGGCUGUUAUGUAUGACCUCACAGCCAAGCAGUCCUUCCUGUCGAUCCGCCAGUGGCUCAGCAGCGUGGAGGAAGCUGUGGGAGACCGAAUUCCUGUUCUGCUGCUGGGCAAUAAACUUGACAAUGAGAAGGAGCGGGAAGUGCCCCGGGGUCUGGGAGAGCAACUCGCCAAGGAGAACAAUUUGAUCUUCUAUGAAUGCAGCGCCUGUUCAGGUCACAACGCCCAAGAGUCCCUGCUCCACCUGGCCAGGUUACUCAAGGAGCAAGAGGACACAGUGAGAAAGGACACCAUUCAGGUUGGCCCCCCUGCGAAGAAGAAAUCCUGUUGUGGCUGACAGUAGUCUCCCACCCCCAGCCAGCCUGCCCAUGCCCAUGGUCACCUUCAGCCAGCAGCCCUUCAAAGCCCAAGGUCACGUGGUUGCUUGAAUCAGCACUUGGGCUCCUAUGCAGCAACACCUGGCAAGGCCCACUCUGGCUUGCCCUUGUUGGCGACUUGCCUCCCCUAAUGGAAGGAAGCACCUAAAGCCAGGAAGGCUGCUUUUUCUGUAUCUUGAAAUCUGUUCCCCUUUCUCUUCUACACCCCAAUACCCACUCCUUUCCACCCCCCCUCCAAUGUGGUUUUCUGAAAGAAAGGAGCAGAUGGGCUUUUCCAGAAAAGUCACCACGUGCCUUCUCCACCUCCCUUCUCCUCUCUCCAUGCCCUCAGGAGGCUCUGUGCUGUGGUUGCCAUGGCAACUGUGCAGGGGCAACUUGCUGCUUCUUGAAGGCCAAAGAUGUACCA
Molecule: messenger RNA, 2689 nt
Organism: Mus caroli (Ryukyu mouse)
Lineage: Eukaryota; Metazoa; Chordata; Mammalia; Rodentia; Muridae
Gene: Cracr2a
Product: calcium release activated channel regulator 2A
Molecular function (GO): GTPase activity; calcium ion binding; GTP binding
Source: RefSeq, a predicted model, not a curated record